Anoplopoma fimbria (sablefish) is the source of this 591-nucleotide messenger RNA. RefSeq names its product chromosome 9 C17orf67 homolog (gene c9h17orf67). The transcript is spliced from 5 exons. The record is from RefSeq and is a predicted model, not a curated record. Lineage: Eukaryota; Metazoa; Chordata; Actinopteri; Perciformes; Anoplopomatidae. Bases 170 to 442 code for a protein of 90 amino acids.
UAAAAAAUAGAAAAAUUCAAUCCAAGUUGAUACUUAGGCAGUUUGUAGGUGACGUGUAGGAGGAGGAGGAGGAGGAGGAGGAGGAGGAGAAUUUCCCCCUUCACCCCCUCUGGACUCUGGACGGGACCCUCAGAGCAGAGACUCCUCAGGCAGGAAAAAGGUGAAGACGAUGAAGAAGCUGAUGGUAUUUUCGCUCUGCCUGGUCCUGCUGACCAUCUACACAGAUGCCAACCCGAUCAUCAAGGAGAGCUUCGCUAAGCAGCUGCUCCGCAGCAAGAGGCAGGAACGUCCAGCGAAGGCCGGCCAUCCUGAUGAGCCAAUGAGAGAGCAUCUGCUCCACAUGCAGGUUCUGGAUCAAAGGGCCCAGGAGACCAGCCUGGAGCACUGGCUGAACCCCCACUGCUCCCCUCGCUGUGACAGGAACUACGGAUACCCCGUCUGAUGAAGAAAUGGACCACAUGGACUUGGCAACAAUGAAAACUCUGGAAAAAUAAAAAAAAUGGACUCUCUCUCUGUCUCUCCACAAAAUGACCAUGUGAAGACAUAUGAUAUAUAAAUGGUCAUGCAUAUAAUCUUACUGUAUUACAGUUG